AUGAAAAUAUUAAAUAUUGUAUCAAUUGUAAAUUUUUUUCUAUUUUUUAGUCUGAGUUUCAAAAAAUAUAUUAAAGAGAAUUCAAAUAGUUUUAAUAAUAAUGUUUUAGUGAAAAAUAGACAUUUAGCUGCUACCCCACAGCAAACUGCCAACACAGCAACUGGAGCUGGGGAUGGAACUGCAACUGCAUCUGGGGAUGCAGGUAGAACAGCUAAUGAAGGAACACCUGGUGCUAAAGCAGGAACCAAUAAUCAAGGUGGCACUCCACCAAAUACACAAACAGAUUGUAAUGAUGGAAGAGGUACUGGAGAAGGAUGUGAUCAAACUCGCAAUGAACAAGCAGAUGGAGGUAGGGAAAACGAAGGUCUUGAACAUAUGGAGGAAUUACAAGAAGAGCCACCUGUUGAAGGAAGAGCUGAUAAUGGUGCUUCAAUUAAUAAGUUUUUCUCAUUAUUAUCUGCUACUGCUAUUUUUGUAUUAGUUUUACUUGUGUAA
Plasmodium gallinaceum is the source of this 495-nucleotide messenger RNA. It is a transcript of the gene MSP2, whose product is annotated as merozoite surface protein 2, putative. The record is from RefSeq and is a predicted model, not a curated record. The transcript has a single exon. Bases 1 to 495 code for a protein of 164 amino acids. NCBI's taxonomy places the organism in Eukaryota, Apicomplexa, Aconoidasida, Haemosporida, Plasmodiidae.